UAUUAUAUAAACAACUCCUAAUGGUUCAAUGUUAAAAACAAACCAUCCUUUGUCUUCCACAUAGAAUUUUAAACAGUAUUGCAAAAAAAAAAUAUAUGGCUGUCAAGGAUAAGACUAGUAAUAAUGUGAAGGCGAAUGGAGUUAAGGAGGUUCACUUUAGAGGUGUAAGAAAGAGGCCAUGGGGUCGAUACGCAGCUGAGAUCCGUGACCCGGGUAAGAAGAGUCGGGUCUGGUUGGGUACUUUCGACACUGCUGAGGAAGCUGCGAAGGCUUAUGAUGCGGCGGCCAGAGAGUUCCGUGGGCCUAAAGCCAAGACGAACUUUCCUUUGCCGUCUGAGAAUCAGAGCCCGAGCCACAGCAGCACCGUGGAGAGCUCUAGCGGGGAGACUGGUGAGGCGCGUGGUGUUCACGCUCCGCCGGAGCUGGAUCUCGCGCGUCGUCUUGGUGAAGGCGGCGUCUGUGCUGGUGGAAACGGGUACCCGAUUUUCCACCAGCAGCCAACGGUGGCCGUUCUACCAAACGGCCAGCCGGUUUUGCUUUUUGAUUCUAUGUGGCGGCCAGGUGCUGUUAACAGAGGUCAGUUGGCUUACCAGGUAGCGCCUGUAGCGAUGGAGUUUAACGGUGCUGGAGCUGUUCCUAGUGUGUCGGACUCGUCUUCUGUUGUGGAAGAGAACAGUGUUGUUGGGAAAAGAGGACUUGAUCUUGACCUUAACCUUGCGCCACCCAUGGAAGUUUAGUUUAAUUUGAUGACGACGAUAAUUAAUCAGAUGUAAUUUUGUGAGAGAGUGAGAGUACUAAUGGCUGAUUUUUGUAUAUACGCUAAAAGGAUCUGUUUGCUUUUUGCAGCUGAGGGGUUGUUAUGAUGUUCUCUAUGCUGUUUCUACCAUUUGUAACUCAAAAUCCUUUUUUAGACCUUAUGAUUAAUGAGAAAUUCGUGUUUUCUCAA
Messenger RNA from Lycium barbarum (goji berry), 946 nucleotides. RefSeq names its product ethylene-responsive transcription factor 4-like. Gene Ontology annotation, molecular function: DNA-binding transcription factor activity; DNA binding. The coding region runs from base 96 to 737 and encodes 213 amino acids. NCBI's taxonomy places the organism in Eukaryota, Viridiplantae, Streptophyta, Magnoliopsida, Solanales, Solanaceae. The record is from RefSeq and is a predicted model, not a curated record. The transcript has a single exon. Gene Ontology annotation, biological process: regulation of DNA-templated transcription.